AUGUAUCGGCCCCUGAUCCUCCAGACGAAAGAUAUGUUUUACCCGAUUCUAGCAGUCUUUGGUUUCCCCGCGAACUUGCUGACAAUUAUCGUUCUCUCCCGAGGGAAGUGCGGUCUUUCCAAAUGUAUCAGCGCCUACAUGAUGAUCAUGGCAGUGUCGGAUUUAUCGGUCAUCAACAUCAAUGUCGUUCUCUAUAAACUUUUAAUUAACCGUCUGUCACACACAUUUCUGCAUCACACGAACUUCCUUAUCGCUAUUGUGUACCUGAUGGGCGUCAGUCUGGAAUUGUCACAGUGGUGUACAGUCGCCUUCACCGUCGACCGAUAUGUUGCCAUGUGUUGUCAGAAGUUUAAAACAAAGUACUGCAGAGUGAAAACAAUGAGAAUCCUUGCAGCACUAAUCCUGAUCCUGAUUUCCUUGGAGAAUAUCCCCCACUUAUUCGUAUUUCAACCUCUAGGAAUAACUGGCAAUAUUUCUUGGGGUAUAGAAUUCAGACUGGAGGCCUUUAACUCGCCAGCAUUUGUGGCGUUCACCCGACUGAAAUCAUUUCGAGAUUUAUUCUGCGUCUUUGGUUUAAUAUUUCUAUUUAAUGGGUUGACCGUCAGGCAUAUCUUGGUGUCUAGCAAAUCCCGAAGGGGAUUUCGGAGUCAAUGGAAGGAGAAUCGUCGUGACACAGAAAUGGAGAGCAGAAGAAAAUCCAUAGUAUUACUGUUCAGUGUAUCGGUCAGCUUCCUGUUACUGUGGCUGCCGGCAACUGUGACCCAUUUUAUCGCCGGUCACACAAUGCAUUCCGAUCGCGACUAUUCCUCUCCAGAACUUAUCGCUGCUCUUACUGGAGCUCUGCUCGCGCACCUGAGUUCCUGGACAAACACUUGGCCUUGGGUGGAAAUUCCGCGGGAAGAUGUCAUUUCACUAAGUACACUUAGGGCGUUGAAUAAUUGUGGUAGCAGAGACGCCCGUGCGGUACUCCAGCCCAGACACCACUCAGACAUGGCGCACACCCCAGUGUUCUCUCCUGGGAACCAUCCGUGGACAGCCUCGGAAUGA
This is a messenger RNA of Pristis pectinata (smalltooth sawfish), 1047 nucleotides long. Its product is annotated as probable G-protein coupled receptor 139. Gene Ontology annotation, molecular function: G protein-coupled receptor activity. The record is from RefSeq and is a predicted model, not a curated record. Gene Ontology annotation, cellular component: membrane. Lineage: Eukaryota; Metazoa; Chordata; Chondrichthyes; Rhinopristiformes; Pristidae. Gene Ontology annotation, biological process: G protein-coupled receptor signaling pathway. Bases 1 to 1047 code for a protein of 348 amino acids. The transcript has 4 exons.